This is a messenger RNA of Podarcis lilfordi (Lilford's wall lizard), 567 nucleotides long. NCBI's taxonomy places the organism in Eukaryota, Metazoa, Chordata, Lepidosauria, Squamata, Lacertidae. The record is from the annotation of a GenBank genome assembly.
AUGGGAAGUAAUAGCGACGAGGGGCUACUGAACAGGAUCUCAUUCUCAGGGCCAGCAUCCCUCGGAAACGGCCACCCCAGCCCCCAUGGGUUCCCACUCCGAGAACCAUUUGGUGUUCCUUUCCAUUUUGACCCAGCAUACUGGGACCACCAAGCCUGCGGUGGAUAUUCAGGAAGGUUCUCUUACUUGCCCUUUUCUGGGUACGUAGGAGUCUAUGACUACUCUUUUGAGCCUGCCUUCAUUCGAAAGAGGAACGAGAGGGAGAGGCAACGGGUUCGUUGUGUGAAUGAGGGCUACACGCGCCUCCGAGACCACCUGCCCAAGGAGUUUGCUGACAAGCGUCUCAGCAAAGUGGAGACUUUGAGAGCUGCCAUCACUUAUAUCAAACACCUCCAGAACUUGCUGGACCAUCAGCCUUUAGGGACAAUUCCUAAAAUAGUAGUCCCAGCUGCGGAGGCCGCUGGUGCUUCUGAUCUUAGCUUAAGAAGGGAAUGCAACAGUGAUGGAGAAUCAAAAACUUCAUUGGCUUCAUCGCCCUACAGCGAAUUUGAAGAAGUCUGCAGUUAA